AAGAUGCCUCGCCCCCCCCUGGCGGUCUCCAUCACAGGUCUCCCCGAAAGUCAAGCCCUCCUCCAGCCCCCUUCACCUUCCCCUUCUCCCCCGCUCCUCUCCCCAUCGUCACCAGCAGCAGCAGCAGCAGCAGCAGCUCCUCCUCCUCCUCCUCCUCCUCCGCCCUCCGCCCUCCGCCGCCGCCGCAUGACCUGGCCGCAGGCCGCGCCCGCCGCCGGAUCCCGCCGCGAUGGAGCUCCUGACGCCCUGCCAGCACCCACACGACCUCUCCAGGGACCGCCUCACCCUGCUCUCGUCGCCGGAUAGCCUCCGUCGCGCGCUGGAGCAGUUGUCCAACACGUCCCGCUCCUCGUCGUUGGAGAUGGCCGCGGCCCCCGAGAGGGUGUACGUGGCGGUCGGCAAGUCGGCGGAGAAGGCGAGGGACUUGAUACUGUGGAGCCUGCGGCGGUUCGCCGGCGCGGAGAUCUGUAUCUUCCACGUUCAUCAGCCUUCGCCGUUGAUUCCGACUCUAUUGGGAAAAUUACCUGCCAGUAGAGCUAGCGUCGAGGUGGUUGCUGCUUAUAGAAGGGAGGAAAGGGAGCAGACAGACAAGCUCUUGCAACAGUACUUGGCCAUCUGCUCUACUACUUCUGAGGUAAGAGCCACUGUUCUCAGCACUGAAGCAGGGCAGGUCCAAAAGGGCAUUGUUGAGAUGGUUAUCAAAUAUGGCAUUAGGAGGCUUGUUAUGGGGGCUGUGCCUGAAAAUUGUAUUAAGGUGAAAAAGAGCUCCAGCAAAGCAAAUUAUGCUGCAAAAAAUGCACCGGGUUUCUGUGAGAUAUCAUUCGUCAACAAGGGUAGACGCAUAUGGACUAGAGAUGCCAAUGGAGGCCCCGUUCCCUUGGACUCAUUAAGUCAACCACAAACAUCUGCAAGAGUAAUAAGUUGUGAAUCAUCGCAAGAAAGUUCGAGACUGUCAGUAUUGAUCAUCCCAGAAAGUCGUUGGUCCACAUCUAGUUCAAGUGGUAGUUGCAGCAAGGUUAUAGACUGGCUUCAUGAUGAAUCAGUUUCUCCACGAGAGGCUUUAACUAGUUCUCCCAGCAGAUCCCGACAUUCUGGCAGUUUAUUUAGUUCUAAAAGUACUAGUGGUUGCUCUGGACGUAUCCAUUCUGAAAUAAGGGUUUCUUUAGAUUCUGAUGCGAGGGGCAAUGAAGAGUUUUUAUAUAGUCAAUUUCAUGAAUUGAGGAUACAAGCUGAGACAAUGAAGGAGGCAGCACUUCAGGAGUCAAUGAAGCGCGAAAAGUUGGAAGCACACACUCUCAAAGUGAUCAGCAAGGUGAAAGUAAGGGAGUCUGCAUAUAAACAUGAAGCUAGACUUAGAAAUCAAGCAGAGGAAGCAUUAAAAACUGCGGCACAGAAGCAAGAGAAGCUCUUGGAAGAAAGAGAAGAGAUAGUCAGAAAGCUGCAGAAGACCAUGAGAAACGUUACUCUUCUCGAAAGUCGUGCUCAAGAAGCUAGCCGUAGGCAUGAUGUAGCAGCUGGAGAUUUACGUGAAAUUGAAGCAUCUAUUGCUACCCUUAGGCAGGAAAAGCAGCAGAUUCAGAGACACAAGGGGGAAGCUGUUGGUUGGCUUGAACGGUGGAAAGGGCAUGGGAGAGCUGGAGCUUCAAGAUGUGUUGGGUUUGUUGGUCGUCUCAAUGAAGAUAUGCCUGGUGUAGCUGAAUUUUCAUUAUCAGAAGUCCAAUCUGCGACAUGUGAUUUCUCUGAAAGUUUCAAAAUUGGGCAGAGUGGAUAUGGUUGUGUAUACAAGGGGGAAAUGCUGGGUAGAACUGUUGCAAUAAAAAAGCUGCAUCCACAUAACAUGCAAGGGCAAUUUGAGUUUCAACGAGAGGUUCAAGCUCUUAGCAAACUACAGCAUCCACAUCUGGUCACCUUGCUUGGUUCAUGCCCAGAAUCCUGGUCUCUUGUGUAUGAGUACCUCCCUAAUGGAAGUCUCCAAGAUUACCUUUUCCGGAAAGGCAACAGUUCCUCCUUAUUAUGGGAUGCUCGAGUUCGAAUCAUUGCUGAGAUCUCGACUGCUCUUUGCUUCUUGCACUCUUCUAAACCUGAAAGGAUUGUUCACGGUGAUCUGAAACCUGAGAACGUCCUUCUUGAUUCUGAUCUUAGCUGCAAGAUAUGUGAUUUCGGGAUUUCUAGGCUUGUAGUGGAGGACACUCUUCGCUGCCCAAGUUUCCGCCGAAUCACAGAGCCAAAGCGUGCUUUUCCUUAUACAGAUCCAGAGUUCUACAGGGAUGGAAACUUGACGCCCAAAUCUGAUGUUUAUUCUUUUGGUCUGAUCAUCCUACAAUUACUCACUGGUGAACCACCUACUGGGUUAGUCCGUGAGGUGCAUAAAGCAAAAUCAUCCAACAAAUUGGAGUCGGUUUUGGAUCAAUCAGCUGGACAAUGGCCGUCGUCUGUAGCACUGCGAUUAGUGGACCUGGGUCUUCAAUGCUGUGAUUCUAACGGUAGGAAUCGACCCAAAUUAACACCUGCGUUUGUGAGGGAAUUGGAGCAGCUGCAUACCUCUGAAGAGCGACCGGUGCCCCCAUUUUACCUGUGCCCCAUCCUUCAGGAAAUAAUGCAUGAUCCUCAGAUUGCGGCGGAUGGUUUCACUUAUGAAGGAGAAGCUAUGCGGGAAUGGUUGGACAACGACCACGAUACAUCGCCAAUGACCAACUUGAAGCUUAGUCAUUUGCAUCUCACUCCCAACCACGCGUUACGGUCGGCAAUUCAAGAGUGGCUCUGCUAUUCCUGAGAUUUUUUUAGAUUUUGCGUAUGGUUGUUAGUUUUCUGUAAUUAUACAGAUUAAUCUAUGUAAGGAGCGGCAAAAAGGCUUUGCCUUGUAUAAUUUAAGGGUGCGUUUGGUAACA
Messenger RNA from Eucalyptus grandis, 2888 nucleotides. Its product is annotated as U-box domain-containing protein 33. Gene Ontology annotation, molecular function: protein kinase activity; ATP binding; ubiquitin-protein transferase activity. The transcript has 7 exons. Gene Ontology annotation, biological process: protein phosphorylation; protein ubiquitination. Bases 230 to 2773 code for a protein of 847 amino acids. The record is from RefSeq and is a predicted model, not a curated record. Lineage: Eukaryota; Viridiplantae; Streptophyta; Magnoliopsida; Myrtales; Myrtaceae.